AUGGCGCACGAGAGCGCGACGGGCGGGCCGGGGCCGGCAAGCUCUCCGCAGCACGCGCCCUCGCCGCCGCACGCGCCGCGUGUGCCGCCAGACACUAGCUUCCAUCAGCAGAUCAUGCAGGUAUGCAACCACUGUACUAGACCAUACACAGAGAUGGCGCACGAGAGCGCGACGGGCGGGCUGGGGCCGGCGAGCUCUCCGCAGCACGCGCCCUCGCCGCCGCACGCGCCGCGUGUGCCGCCAGACACUAGCUUCCAUUAG
Molecule: messenger RNA, 261 nt
Organism: Parnassius apollo (apollo)
Lineage: Eukaryota; Metazoa; Arthropoda; Insecta; Lepidoptera; Papilionidae
Source: the annotation of a GenBank genome assembly